CAGCCGCUGCUCGCGGGCGCGUGCACGCCGCUGAUUGGACGAGCGCGCUCGGACAGGGCACGCGGACAGAGCGUCGGUGCAAGAUAUCUCGCCCAGAGCUUUUACUUUGAUUUCUUUUCCUUUUACAACUUUUUCCCCAAAAAAGUAAACUUAAUUUUCAAUGAAAAACGACCGAGUUUGGCGCUUGUUUGACUGUGAAAAAUCCCACAUCCAGGUCUGUGCCUGCAUGGAUCCUUUUGAUGAACUUACUCUUCAUGGUUAGAACGACAGAAAGAUAAUCCAAUCAGCAGAUGUGAGAAACCAGCAAUGGAGCACUGAUUGGCUGCAUGUCAGGCCCGACAGUCCAAACCAGAGCAGCACAAAUCCGAUGCUGGCGUCUGAUUAAAGGGAAUGGGACGAACAGCAGACUGCCCAGUGAUCCUCCCUCCUUCACAUCAAAAAUUUGCUUUUACUGAUCAUGUAUAACAAAGCAAGGUCAACACACAAGUCAAGAUCAACCCUUAUGUCAUUUCUCACUUCAGGAGGGAUUUAUUCCCCCAUUUUUAUUUGUUAUAAACUUGUAUUUUUUUUUUGUCUUUGCACAAAUAUCAAAGCUGCUGCUCUCUGUUGUUUUGGGUAGUUUUUGUAUUUUUUAGUGGUAUGACUUUUGGUUCUGGGGUCAUUUUUUGACCAAGAGCCUUUAUUGUCGCAUAAACUGGUUAAACAAGGUAAUUCAACAGGGAUAUUUUUAUUUGCACUGUGUAUUUGCAUAACAGUUUUAAUUUAAUCUUCAUGAUUCAUUUAAAAGAUUUAGUGCAUGUUGUUGAUUUUUACAUUGCAUUUUAUUUCAUUCUGAUUAUCUUGUUCUCAAACAACAAUUUCUGCUGUCUUUGUCAAACAAUGAGGAUUUAAGAGAUCUAAAUCCACAGAAAUGUUGGCCCUUCAUGGCAGCCUAUUUUUUCAGUAAUUUGUCUAUCUUCUACCACCGCCAGCUUUCUCACCUGCACUCAAAUGCAGAAAACUUUAAAAAGGUGAUCUGUGUACUUACAUUUGCUUUAUAUUUGAAUUAAUCAAUUAAAACGUAAAAUUAUUGGUUUCUCUUGAGAUAGAUCAUAGUAAUCUUUCCUUGUUUUCUUCCCCACUUUUGUCAGGUGUUAAGUGAUUUCCCAGUCAUAAUGCAGUUUUGCAAUGAGGUACGUCCGUUCUGAGGUGUUGUCUCCUGCCGGUGAUCGUUAGAAGUAGAAAUCUAAACAUUAAUAUUUGCAGUAAAACAGUCAGUACAUUAAACAAGUUCACAAUGUCCACCAAACAGAUCUGUAGUCUUUUAGAAAGUAAAUGUGAAAUAGUGAAAGCAGUGACAUGAUCAAAUAGGGAAUGAUGACCAAUGUAUAACAGUUCAGUUGGGCUUUUACAGCAAAAGUGACCUUCCUACUUAUCAAUUUAUUAAAAUAGUUAAAGUGAGCUAUACUUUUAGUUUUUAUGGAUUCUAUUUACUUUUUUGUGAUGACAUGUCUAGUCUAAAACAGGACUUUCAUUCUACUGUGUCUUUUUUACCUCAUGCUAAUUCCAAGUGGAUGUAAACCUGGAAAUAUCUUUCAUUGUAAGACUUUGCAUGGUUUUUACUUCUGUUUUUCUGCAUGUUAUUUUCUGGAAUAGUUUGCUCAAACAAAAGUCAAAUAGGUUUUGUUUUGCACUUAUUUGCAUUGUUAUGAAAUGUAUGCCAUCAUAAGCUUAGUGAUCUUAAAAUGCUUCUAUUUGCAUUACCCAACUGCAAUGCAGUUUCAGUUUAUAUUCUUCAUCAAAUGAUGCCUGCUCAAAACCUCUAAACCUUCUUCUCAUUGGUUUAAGCUGAACAUAACCGACCCUGCAUGCUCUUGUGUUGCAUACUGAGGUCAGUUCUCCCCUGAAACACCCGGAAUGAACUUUCGCAUGAGCGCAAUCCCAAAAUAGAGACUCCUUGGCUUGCUUUUGACAACCUUCCCUUCAGAUUAUCUGAUUGUAUUUACUUCAAAGAUUGGGUCUACCAACAAAUAUAAUUACACAAGACUCUACUUUUUCUGUACAACUGAACAAUUACAUACUUUGGAGAACCAAACAACCGGUUGUGGAUGAUGAAUCAAAUGCCUGUUUGGAUUGGUUUUCUUUGUUUGGACCGCAAACAUCUCAUUUUUUAAGAAAGACUGGAGGACUUUGAGGGUAAAACCCCUGAAUAAACCUACUGACGAUACAUACCAAGCCACACUGAGAUAUACAGAGAUUUCACUUCAGAUGAUGGGAGCGGCACGUGUCAAACAUCGCUUCAGUGCUGUGGUGGAUGGGCCAGUGGAGGAGGAGGAAGUCAUGAGGCUAGCACAAAGUGCAAGGGCAGGAGACAGUCCAACCGGGUCAGGAAGCCCAACCAGCUCCUCUCCAAUCCAUGCCCUCAAUGGCAAAGCUCUACCUCUUCAGUGCAACACGAACAACGCACAGACGCAGAGUGCUGCCGGUGAGCCAGCUGGUGGAGAUGCGGGAGGAGAAAGCAGAGUGAGAGCAUUAGGAAUGUGUCCAGGUCCAAGGUAUACCAAAGGCGGUAGUGGAGGUGGGAGAGGGGAACGCCGUUCUUCAGCAGACCGGGACUCCCUGUCUUCCCCCUCCACUACCAGCCGGCGACGCACCAAGCGCUCAAACCGCCGGUCCCGACAACGCUUUGUGGGCAAGGACGGACGCUGCAACGUCACCUUCGUCAACAUGAGCGAGAGGGGCCAGCGGUACCUCACCGACCUUUUCACCACGUGUGUGGAUGCACGAUGGCGCUGGAUGCUGGUCAUCUUCACGCUCUCCUUUAUUCUUUCCUGGCUUCUCUUUGGCUUUGCCUUCUGGCUCAUUGCCUCUGCACACGGUGACCUCUCCAUUCAGAUCACCCCCAGUUCCGGUUCUUCUCCUGGGUCAGGAGAAUCCGGCUCCGGGGGAGAGUCUGAUAGAGAUACAGUGGUAGAGGAGCCAUGCUUCCUUCAAGUAAACAGCUUCAUGGCAGCCUUCCUGUUCUCUUUGGAGACGCAGACAUCCAUCGGUUACGGAUUCAGAAGCGUGACCGAAGAAUGUCCCCUGGCGGUGUUGGCGGUCGUUUUGCAGUGCAUCGUGGGCUGCAUUAUUGACGCCUUCAUCAUUGGGGCAGUCAUGGCGAAGAUUUCCAAGCCCAAGAAGCGCAACGAGACUCUGGUGUUCUCUGAUACUGCUGUGGUGGCCCUGAGAGACGGAAAACUGUGCAUGAUGUGGAGGGUGGGAAAUCUACGGAAGAGCCACCUGGUUGAGGCGCAUGUCAGAGCACAACUACUGAAGCCUAGGGUGACACCAGAGGGGGAGUAUCUGCCACUCGACAACGCAGACAUCAACGUGGGUUUUGAUACUGGCACCGACCGCAUCUUUUUGGUCUCUCCUGUGACUAUAGUGCACGAAAUCAAUGAAGAGUCACCUUUCUUCGAGAUAGACAAAAAAACCUUGAAAAAUGACUCUGAAUUGGAGGUGGUGGUCAUACUUGAGGGGAUGGUGGAGGCCACAUCGAUGACAACGCAGUGCCGCAGCUCCUAUCUGGCUUCUGAAAUCCUCUGGGGACACCGUUUUGAACCCGUACUGUUUGAGAGGAAAAACGGCUACCAGGUUGACUAUUCAUUUUUCCACCGGACCUAUGAAAUCCCAAACACUCCGUCAUGCAGUGCAAAAGAGCUGACUGAGCAGAGGUACAUCGGAAGCUCAUGCUCGUCCUUUUGUUACGAGAAUGAAGUGGCUGUGGAGCUCGCCUCCCCAGAUGAGGAAGCAGUUCGAGAACCAACCCACCCGAAGACCAUCCUUGGAAGAACAUCUUCACUGUAACUAAGCAUAGAGGGUAGCAGUCUGCUAAAGAGAGAAAAAGCCGAGCUUCAGGGGAUAACACGAAAAAGACAGAAUCAAGCAAGUUUAUUUGGACAGACCAAGAGAGAAGUGAAAAUCAACUAUUUCCGGAUUUGCUAGAUUUACAUGGGAACCCAGUGUUAAACACGAAAAAAAGAGGAAAAAGUUAGAGAAGGGUUUGGGGAGUUUGGUCACAGCUCUGACCUAGUUGCCUGAUUGGGCCUGGCAGUCUUUCAGAAUCAUUGAAAACUUGUUCAAGUCCCACAACUGGCCCAUCACUUCCACAGCCCAGUCAUCUGACUCGAAUCGCUGAUCAGAAGGAUGUGCAGCAGCUCCACCUGCUGGCUACAACUCGCCACUGCCUCUCAGUGAUUCUGAACUGGAAAAUAUUGCUUCUCUUUCAGCUGCUGUUGUGACAUUAAGUUUGUUGUUACUCAGGAAUGCAUUUUCAAAACUAUGCUGACUUAUCACUUCAGUGUUUCACUUUCCAAUGGUAAGUAUUGCUAGUGUCCUUUCUGUAAUGCUGGAGAAUGGGUACUUUGGUAUUUGAACAGAAAUCCUCAUUGCAGAACAAAAGUGACAAGGAGAAACUGUUGGGAACCAGCAGCAGUUUUCAACAGAUUCUCCUUGCUGAGUGUAGUGCAUGCUUUCUUCUUUUUUGUUUUGUUUUUUGUGGGAUUUUUAUUUUUAUUUAUUUUUUGACUUGCUAUAAUGUUAUUGACUUAUUUAAUACAUUUUGAGUUGAAAUUACUUAUUUGUUUUCAGGAGAAUCUGUGGUAAGGAAGCACAGCCAGACAGAUGAUAUUGACUUUGUCCAGAUAAUCUGUUAAUCUUGCACUUUUCUUGCUCUAAUAUCUUCAGAAUCCUGAUAUGUUUUAUGUCAACAAGAACAUCUUUUUGUUGUGAUUCUCAGUCAUUUUUUGGAAACUGUGCUGACUGAGCGAAGGUGUUAUAAAUUGUGAAGCGUUUCAGUCGCUGCUGGUGGUUCUGAAUUUGACACAAAAUGACUUCAAAAUCAGAAAACCUCAGAAAAUGUCUCGGUGACUCAGUUGAAUGGAGUGAGACAGAUUUUGUGAUGAUUGCAAGAUUUUGGUGUCUUGCUGUUUCUGCGUCUGUAAAAACCGUCUUUUAUUUGCACAAGUGGACUGAAACAUAUUUAUAAGAUAUUACUUUAUUUUAAUCUCAAUAAAUUGUGUAAAAGCUUUCUAAUUUAAAUAUAUUGCAGAUGGGUUCUCUGUGAAAACAUGGUGCCUUCAGAAAUGUAGCUACAGUCCCUUCAUCUGCAGCUGUUUAUUUCAUGCAUUGUGCUUGAAAGAAUAUUUUUACUAUACCCAUUUUUUUUUUCGAAAGGAUAAACUUUUGGUUAGUAAAAUUAUAUUCCCUGUUUCAAUGGUACUUGAAAGUUUGAAUUUCCAGUUUUCAAAACAAAAGAAAUGCUCUGGAAUGCCCUAUGAAGUUUGAACUUCUGAUUGGAAAGUGAGAGGUUUGGCUGCUCUGCAUGUCAGAUGUAGUGGAACAUGCAGAAAUAAUCAGUUUAUUUGCUUUUCUGUUAAGUCGGUCCUUCCCAUAGUAAGGCAUAAGAUCUAUUUUGGGAUUAUGAUGAAUGCUGCAUGGUGGAACAGUUGUUGCUUCCUACUGUAUUGUCCUACAGUAGGAAGCGUUGUGUUUGCAUGUUUUUCUUGAGCAUGUUUGGACUUUCUCCGGGUACUCCUGCUUCCUCCAUUCUCCAAAAAUAUGCAUAUUAUGUGUAAAUGGCUACCUUAACUUGUCCUUGGGAUUGAGCAUGUGUGCACAUGAUGGUUUCUGUUUCUGUUUUGCCGCUGGGAUAGACUGGUGACCAGUCCAGAUGCAGAAAUUUUACAGAAUAUUUUAUGAAGUUUUGUAAAAUGUUAUUGGCAGGUAGUGUUUAACCAGGGCUGUUAGUAAACUCCACUGGUUUUCUGCCUUAUGACAGGAAGAAUGCUACAUUUAAAAUUGGAGCCUUUGUUUGGGAAUUAUGUAACACCGAGUUAAUCUUGUUUUAUAGGAAGCUGGUAAACAGGCGAUGUUUUGCUUCUACCAGUCCUACAAGUCCGUUGUAUUGAAAUAUGCAAAUUAAUGCCACACAAUGUUGUGUGUGCCAUAGGUCAAUGAGAUCCAAACCAUCAGAAAUUCAAAUUUGCAAUUUAUUCCCGCAACUUAUACCAUGUCAAUAUGCAGAGCAGCCACAUUGACUCUGAUCUCUUACUCCCCAAUUCAAAACUAUGACUUCGGAGGGUGCUGUAUUUGAUAUUUAAUUGUUCUAACUUGUAACUUGGUAGUUCUGACUUCCUAGUUCAGGUGGAAUUGUUUGUGGUGUAAUUCCAGGCCCUGAUUUCAGAGGUAGUUGAAACACCAAUUUUUGCUAAUCCAUUCAGUGACUGAGCAGGUACACAAUGAGCACACAGUGAAUGUAUAAGAAGCUUUGUUUCCUCAUUAUACUACAGAAUAUAGAACAUGCACUUUCUAGUUAUUUUCAAAGCACUUUGAACUUUUGGGUGUGUUUUAUUCUUUUACAAGUUAAUGUGAAUCACACGGCCUAAGUUGUUAAAUGUUUUAAGAGUAAUGGAAGCAGCAUGUGAAGAGUUACCUAAAUUAGCCUGUCUAAUGCACAACCUGUAAUUUUGUUCUUUGAGUUUUGCACAAAACUAAAAUGGCCUAUGCAAUAGAUCUACUUGAUCUAUUGUUAUAUAAUAGAUCAAACUCUGCAAUGUCCCAGUAUUUUUGUAGAAUCAGAUGCCACGUCAUACAAGAGGCUUUGUAACGGCUGGAGGGACUGUGUUUUUAACUACUAACAUUUUAAUUGUUAACAUCAGUGUUAAUACUGUUCCAUGGUACUGUUUCCUUUCACUUUUCUUCUUCACUGCUUCCAUGUCCUAUUAAUAGUCUGCACAGUGGCUCGUGUUAUUCACCCUGCCUCCACUGCCACCAAAUGUAACUUGAGCCCAAAGCACCAUCACUUUCAUAGCAUCUUUUGAACUUCAGAAGAAACUGUGUUUGGUUGACCUUUACUUCUCACAAUACAGCUCAACACAUUUUAAUACUUUGUAGUAACUGCAUGAUAUGCUGUGACGCUAUCAUUAAAAAAAAAAAAAACUAAAUGGGCAAAAAGGUAAUCAUCAAAGGUUUCAAUGAAUUUUUUUUUCUGUUUUAAGAAUGGGGAUGCUCUAUUUUGCUUUGUAAUUUAGAGUGAUCUCAGGCACAGAUCACUUCCAAAUAAAACACAAUUGUUUUGUUGGACAAAUAAAAGAAACGGAUGCAACUGCAA
Molecule: messenger RNA, 7132 nt
Organism: Poecilia latipinna (sailfin molly)
Lineage: Eukaryota; Metazoa; Chordata; Actinopteri; Cyprinodontiformes; Poeciliidae
Gene: kcnj14
Product: potassium inwardly rectifying channel subfamily J member 14
Exons: 5
Coding region: 2248-3828 (526 amino acids)
Biological process (GO): regulation of monoatomic ion transmembrane transport; potassium ion import across plasma membrane
Cellular component (GO): plasma membrane
Molecular function (GO): inward rectifier potassium channel activity
Source: RefSeq, a predicted model, not a curated record